This is a messenger RNA of Achroia grisella, 2309 nucleotides long. Its product is annotated as sorting nexin-29-like. Gene Ontology annotation, molecular function: phosphatidylinositol binding. The transcript is spliced from 11 exons. The record is from RefSeq and is a predicted model, not a curated record. The coding region runs from base 1 to 1935 and encodes 644 amino acids. Lineage: Eukaryota; Metazoa; Arthropoda; Insecta; Lepidoptera; Pyralidae.
AUGAUUAAUAGUAAAAUUUUGAAUACCAUAGUUAAUGCUAUUGACAAUAAAGAAGACGUUAAAAAAAGAAUUGAAAAUGGGAGACAAUAUCUUCAAGAAUUGCAAAACUCUGUGCAAAAUUCACAAAAUCGUUUUGGAGGAAAAUCAGAACUAGCUACUGAAGAUGAUAUAAGAAUAUCACUUCUGUGUGAUAAGUGGGAAAGAGUGCUUAGUCAUGGAAUAAGAACUAAUUUAUCGAACUCUGCCAUUCAAAAUUUAGUCACAGCCGGAUUAAAUUUCACAUUUAAUAUUGUUAAUAUUGGAAAUUCGUUAUGGAGCUACACCUGUCUGCAUCUGACAAAACAUGAAAAAGAAAGAUUUAAAAUUCUAAAUAACAUUAACACCCCACUUGGAUACUUUAGAGCCUUUCUUCGAGCUUCCUUAAAUGAAAGAUCACUAAACAGAUAUCUUCAAAGCUGGAUAUCUCAUGGGUUAGUCAUGGAAUAUUACGAAGAUGGAGCAUUGGUUAGAGACCCGGAGUCAUCAAGUCUACUUCCUAAAAUUGCAGCUGGUCUAUCCACAGUUUUGUUCGCAUUAUCUAUAGACAGAGCCGAAUUAAACGACACACAGCAAGCCAAUCAAAUUAAAACAGAACUUGUUAUACCAUUGCCGACUCCCGUUAAAUCUAGCAAUUUAAAAAAGAAACCAUUACGACAAGUCAUAUCUUUCGAUAAAAAUGAACAGAAAAAUAGUUUAAAAGAAAUCCAAGAACCACUAGAGUCCACAGUGCCUGGGUUUGAUUCAAGUUGGAGUAGUGCUCCAGCCACUUGUUUAAAUUCACCAGAUCCCAAAAUGAUACCACAAAUAGCAUGUAGUAGUGAACCAACCAGUUCAGAAUAUAAAAGCAGUAUAAGACACUUUUUUCCAGACAGUGUUAAAGGUAUAGAUAGCCCAUCACAAAUACUUUCCAAGUUGUCAGAAUGUGCGAAAGAAAUAUUUACAUCUUCUAACAGUAUUGAUACAAAUAAUGCAAUUAAAGAUGAUCUGUCAGAGUUGAGUAUUAAUAAUUUGAAAAUAUCUGAAAGUGACAGUGAAGAGGUGGCAGGUAGCAUUAAUGGUAGCACGUCGUGUUUAGAGCUUUGUUUCACUGAGGACGAAAGUGUACCUGAUGAUAAAAUAUUGAAUGCUAUGUUGGAACGAAAGGAAAAGGAAUAUUUGAAUAUGCAAUUAAGGUGCAGCCAGAUAGAAAUAUCUAGUAAAGAUAAGAUUAACAAACUGGAGAAAGUCGUCUUGGACUUGAGCAAAGAAAAUGACAGGUUAAAAGAUCAACUGCGCCAUUAUAUGUCAGCUGUAGAACUUGGCAAAGCUUUAAAAACAGGUGAAAAUGAUAAUGAAGAAGUUUUUCAAUAUGAGAAAAAAUUGGUCCAAGUUGCGGAAAUGCACGCUGAACUCAUGGAAUUUAAUCAGUAUCUACAACGGAGAGUACAAGAACUCGAGAGCACGUCCUGUGAAAUUUUAGAUUACCCGGAAUCGAAUGUGAAGGUGCACAUUCCCAGUGCGUUUCUUGUUGGAAAAAAGACCCAUUCGUACCAUGUAUAUCAGAUAUUCCUAAAGAUUGGUCAAGACGAGUGGAAUGUGUAUCAUAGAUACGCAAAAUUUCACGAGCUUCACACUCAAUUGAAAAAAUGUCAUCCUGAUAUUGCAACCUAUAAAUUUCCGCCAAAGAAAACUCUACGAAAACGAGAUGCCCGGGUAGUGGAGCAGCGACGAGUGUCACUGCAGGCGUAUCUGCGGCACGUGGUACUGGUGUUGCCCGAGCUGCGGCACUGCACUACACGCGCUCAUCUCAUCACUUUACUGCCCUUUUUCGGUACUUCUUCUACUGCGAGAGAGAAUGGACUCAAUCACACGCUAAAUCGUCAGCAGUCUAUUGAUUCCAUUUACGAUGGAGUAUGAUAACCCGCGUCAGAAUUAUUCUGUUAUUAUUACAUAAUUAACAUAAGUGACUAUCAUCCCUGCUGCGAAAGGGAUAAUUCACUGGUAAAAGCAAAUAUAUUUGCAAAUAAAUCAAGAACACAUGAUUGGGAUGCUUACAGACUAAAAAAGAAUAGGAGAACUACUUACUUAUUCUUUAUCGGCGUCCCACCACACAUAAAUUGUUUACGUUACAUUAAAAAUAUAAUAUGUAGGUACUGUAAAUGUGUAUAAAAUGAGUAAAUAAGGACCAGUUACACUAAAAUACCAAUGCAAACGCAAAAUAAUGGCUCCCAGAAUUAUCUUAAGAGUUUUAUAUCAAUCGGUAGAGUACGAUUUCAUAUAAUAGUUUACGU